Messenger RNA from Striga hermonthica, 1038 nucleotides. The record is from the annotation of a GenBank genome assembly. NCBI's taxonomy places the organism in Eukaryota, Viridiplantae, Streptophyta, Magnoliopsida, Lamiales, Orobanchaceae.
AUGGCCAACUCCAAAAGCAGCCAGUUCAUCCCUGCAGCCAUGCUUCUUUGUGCCCUACUAAUCAUGCUCACCUUGGAUUUCACAGCUGCCAGUGUAGGGGUCUGCUACGGAAUGAUGGGAAACGACCUGCCCGACCCAUCGAACGUGGUGGCUCUAUUGAAGCAGCACAACAUCCAACUCUUGAGAAUGUACAACCCCCACGACCCCACCCAGCAGGCCCUUAGUGGGUCCGGCAUUGAGCUCGUGCUCGGCGUCCCGAAUACCGACCUCCAGUACGUGGCCGCCAGCCAGGCCAACGCCGACAAAUGGGUCCAGACCAACGUUAAGAGCUACCCCAAUGUUCGAUUCAGGUACCUUGCGGUGGGGAACGAGGUUAGCCCUUUGAUCAGCGGCUCGUCCCAAUACGUAUCCUCCGUCCUUCCGGCCCUCCAAAACAUCCAAAAGGCCAUCAACUCGGCCGGGCUCGGCAGCCAAGUCGCCGUCUCGACUGCAGUCGAGAUGACUCUCCUCGGCACGACGUUCCCGCCGGCCGACGGGGCUUUCCAUCCCGAAGUGGCCUCGUACAUCAACCCCAUCAUCCAACACCUCGUUGAGAACCAUGCCCCGCUCCUCGUCAACAUCUACCCAUACUACACAUACAUAGCGAGCAAAUCGCAGAUCGACUUGGACUACGCGCUCUUCAUGUCCCCCAACGGGACCGAGGCGGGCGGGGUCCACUACCCGAACCUCUUCUCCGCGAUGCUGGACUCGGUGUACGCGGCUCUCGAGAAGAGCGGCGGCUCGUCGUUGGAGGUCGUGGUGUCGGAGAGCGGGUGGCCGUCUGACGGCGGGGACACGGCCUCGAUGGACUACGCGAAGACUUACAACACCAACUUGCCUCAGCACGUGGGGGCAGGGACCCCCAAGAGGCCCGGGAAGGAGAUCGAGACGUACAUGUUCGAUCUUUUCGACGAGAACGAGAAGAGCCCCGAGCACGAGAAGCAUUUCGGGCUGUUUCAUCCGAACGGGCAGCCUAAGUAUGAUGUCAGUUUUGCCUAA